Hibiscus syriacus is the source of this 705-nucleotide messenger RNA. Its product is annotated as E3 ubiquitin-protein ligase ATL41-like. Bases 1 to 705 code for a protein of 234 amino acids. The record is from RefSeq and is a predicted model, not a curated record. Lineage: Eukaryota; Viridiplantae; Streptophyta; Magnoliopsida; Malvales; Malvaceae. The transcript has a single exon.
AUGGGUUCAGAUGAUGAUGAUAAUAGAGGAUUUGGUGUCAGCCGCAAGUUGAUAGUCGCGGCAAUAGCCUCUUUACUCGGAGUUGUGAUUAUCAUAAUCUUGCUCCAUCUCUACACAAGGUAUCUUCUGAGACGCCAAGAGAGGAGACGGCGAGCUGCCCUUAAUCUCCCGAGGACUCGAAUUGCAGCGUUUUAUGAAACUUCCAUCAUGAAUCCACCAAAGUCAGGGCUCGACCCUUUGGUUCUUGCGACUUUGCCGAUGUUCACGUACAAGCUAACCACCAGUCAGGUUGAUGACCAUGACGAGUCCAUGGAGUGUUCUGUUUGUUUGGGAACCAUCACGGAAGAGUCCACAGUCAGGCUUUUACCAAAUUGUAAGCACAUGUUUCAUGUGGAGUGUAUAGAUACGUGGUUGGGAUCACAUACAACGUGCCCCAUAUGUCGCACGGAGGCUGAACCGACGGUCCAGGCGGCAGAGGAUAAAGAGUUGUGCAGCAGGGUUCAACCCACGGCUCCUACUUUAAUGGAAAGCGCGUCCAUUGGUGCUGCCCAAGAGGGAAAGGAAGGUGGAGCAUCAGGGUCAGGGUCAGGGUCAAGGUCAAGAUUUGGUUCCUUUAGAAGGAUGCUUGGUGGGGAGAGAUCGUCAACAAGGUUUCAAAGUUGUAGGGAUGAAAUAAUUGGCACUCAAGAUUUAGAGAGACAGUGA